Blepharisma stoltei is the source of this 1268-nucleotide messenger RNA. The record is from the annotation of a GenBank genome assembly. Lineage: Eukaryota; Ciliophora; Heterotrichea; Heterotrichida; Blepharismidae.
AUGAAAGCAUUUGUCGCCUUCAUUGUUAUUGGAGCUGUUUUAUCAGCAAUAACGAUUCCAGUUUACUCAGUUUAUGAUACUCCAGAGCUGGCAUACUCCCACUUCAAAAAGAUUCAGAGCUACAGUAAAAAAUUCCUCCAAAUGUCAGAUGUUGCCCUUACCAAUUUCGAAGAUGCUCAAUAUUAUGGAUCACUCUUAAUAGGAACUCCACCACAGAACUUCACUGUCCUUUUUGACUCAGGAUCUUCAGAUCUGUGGGUUCCUUCAGUUUACUGCUAUUCUUCAACCUGCCGUCUCCAUCAUACUUAUAAUCAUCAAAAAUCAACCAGCUAUGUAUCCAAUGGGAAAAAGGUUACUUUUGAUUAUGGACAAGGAGGAGUCUCAGGAUAUCUUUCACAGGAUACAGUGACUUGGGGUGGAUAUAAAAUUCCAAACGUUACCUUUGCUGAAUUAACCAAUAUGCCUGGAUCUGAAUGGGGUUCAGAUAAAUUUGAUGGGCUCUUAGGAAUGGCUUGGCAAAGCCUCGCUUGCAAUGGCUGCUCUGUUGUUUUCCAAAAACUUUAUGCUACUGGUGCUUUAGGAACAAAUAACAGCUUUGCUUUCUAUUUAACCAAUGUCGACAAUAAGGCUGGCAGCACCUUAACCUUGGGAGGAUAUGAGUCUAACCUAUCUCAAAAUGAUUGGGUUUGGCAUCCUUUGCUGUCACAAACCUAUUGGCAAAUAAAACUUUCAGGAGUUUCAGUUAAUGGGAAAGCUAUAACUGGAACCAACAUGAAAGCAAUUGUUGACACAGGAACUUCCAUUCUUGUAGGAGAUGCUCCAAUUGUUGAUCAAAUCACUAGCUCCCUCCGCUAGAAAACAAGGUAUUUUUUCUGUUCAAGGAGGGAUUAAAUGAUUAGAAAAUUGUAUAUAUAAAUUCGUUUGCUUGCUCACAGAGAGGAUACUUUUCUCAAUGUUUAGACAUUUUUUAUGGGGGUAAGGAAAUCCCAGAAAUUAAGACAGACUGCUCUAACAUUAAAUCACUUCCAAAUGUCACAAUCACUAUUGAUUCUACCAACUACGUGCUUACACCUCAAAAUUAUGUCUGGAAAAUCUUCCAAGAUGGGAUCUAUGAAUGCACUAGUGGAUGGCAAGCUGCCAACUUCCCAAGCGAACUUGCUAAUACUUUGAUUUUAGGAGACCUCUUUAUUAGCACUUAUUAUACUCAGUUCGAUAUGGGAAAUAAAAGAGUAGGCUUUGCAACUGCAAUUCAAAGCUCAAGCACUUAA